Didymodactylos carnosus is the source of this 321-nucleotide messenger RNA. NCBI's taxonomy places the organism in Eukaryota, Metazoa, Rotifera, Eurotatoria, Philodinida, Philodinidae. The record is from the annotation of a GenBank genome assembly.
AUGCAAAUGUCACACGUCUCCUUAAGUUUGAAGGAAUUUAAUGGAAAUAAUAAUGAAAACGUUGUGACUUGGGUUGUGUCUUUGGAAGAAUUGUUCGAGAAUCAACAUAUGACAGAUAGUGAAAGAAUAACAAUGGCGUCGAGUGUUUUGAAUGGAACGGCAUUACAAUGGUUCGUAAAUUUACGUGUGCGGGGUAAGCGUCCCACAUCGUGGAGUGAAUUCAAAGAACAACUGAAGUCAGCAUUUCAAUCAACAGAUUUUCAAGAAAAUCUUCAUCAACAAUUAAUGCAAUUAAAACAAAAACUAAUCCCUAACUUCUAG